AUGCCCCCUCCACCACGGCUCAAUGCCCCCUCCACCACGGCUCAAUGCCCCCUCCACCACGUCUCAAUGCCCACUCCACCACGUCUCAAUGCCCACUCCACCACAGACACACUACUGCCCCCUCCACCACGUCUCAAUGCCCCCUCCACCACGGCUCAAUGCCCCCUCCACCACGGCUCAAUGCCCCCUCCACCACGUCUCAAUGCCCACUCCACCACGUCUCAAUGCCCACUCCACCACAGACACACUACUGCCCCCUCCACCACGUCUCAAUGCCCCCUCCACCACGGCUCAAUGCCCCCUCCACCACGACUCAAUGCCCCCUCCACCACGGCUCAAUGCCCCCUCCACCACGGCUCAAUGCCCCCUCCACCACGACUCAAUGCCCCCUACACCACGGCUCAAUGCCCCCUCCACCACAGACACACUACUGCCCCCUCCACCAUGGCUUACUGCCCCCUCCACCACGUCUCAAUGCCCCCUCCACCACAGACACACUACUGCCCCCUCCACCACGGCUCAAUGCCCCCUCCACCACGUCUCAAUGCCCCCUCCACCACGUCUCAAUGCCCCCUCCACCACGGCUCAAUGCCCCCUCCACCACAGGCACACUACUGCCCCCUCCACCACGUCUCAAUGCCCAGUCCACCACGUCUCAAUGCCCACUCCACCACGGCUCAAUGCCCCCUCCACCACGGCUCAAUGCCCACUCCACCACAGACACACUACUGCCCACUCCACCACGGCUCAAUGCCCCCUCCACCACGUCUCAAUGCCCACUCCACCAAAGAAACACUACUGCCCCCUCCACCACAGCUUACUGCCCCCUCCACCACGGCUCAAUGCCCCCUCCACCACACACACUACUGCCCCCUCCACCAUGGCUUACUGCCCCCUCCACCACGUCUCAAUGCCCCCUCCACCACAGACACACUACUGCCCCCUCCACCACGGCUCAAUGCCCCCUCCACCACGUCUCAAUGCCCCCUCCACCACGUCUCAAUGCCCCCUCCACCACGGCUCAAUGCCCCCUCCACCACAGGCACACUACUGCCCCCUCCACCACGUCUCAAUGCCCACUCCACCACGUCUCAAUGCCCACUCCACCACGGCUCAAUGCCCCCUCCACCACGGCUCAAUGCCCACUCCACCACAGACACACUACUGCCCACUCCACCACGGCUCAAUGCCCCCUCCACCACGUCUCAAUGCCCCCUCCACCACGUCUCAAUGCCCCCUCCACCACGGCUCAAUGCCCCCUCCACCACAGGCACACUACUGCCCCCUCCACCACGUCUCAAUGCCCACUCCACCACGUCUCAAUGCCCCCUCCACCACGGCUCAAUGCCCCCUCCACCACAGGCACACUACUGCCCCCUCCACCACGUCUCAAUGCCCACUCCACCACGUCUCAAUGCCCCCUCCACCACGGCUCAAUGCCCCCUCCACCACAGGCACACUACUGCCCCCUCCACCACGUCUCAAUGGACCCACGGGGUCAAACCGGCUGCUCCAGAGGCCACCGGGGUCAAACCGGCUGCUCCAGAGGCCACCGGGGUCAAACCGGCUGCUCCAGAGGCCACCGGGGUCAAACCGGCUGCUCCAGAGACCACGGGGUCAAACCGGCUGCUCAAGGGACCCACGGGGUCAAACCGGCUGCUCCAGGGACCACGUGGUCAAACCGGCUGCUCCAGGGACCACGGGGUCAAACCGGAUGCUCCAGGGACCCACGGGGUCAAACCGGCUGCUCCAGGGACCCACGGGGUCAAACCGGCUGCUCCAGGGACCCACGGGGUCAAACCGGCUGCUCCAGGGACCCCCGGGGUCAAACCGGCUGCUCCAGAGACCCCCGGGGUCAAACCGGCUGCUCCAGAGACCACGGGGUCAAACCGGCUGCUCCAGGGACCCACUGGGUCAAACCGGCUGCUCCAGGGACCCACAGGGACGGGGUAG
This is a messenger RNA of Oncorhynchus masou masou (cherry salmon), 1953 nucleotides long. RefSeq lists its product as uncharacterized. The record is from RefSeq and is a predicted model, not a curated record. NCBI's taxonomy places the organism in Eukaryota, Metazoa, Chordata, Actinopteri, Salmoniformes, Salmonidae. The transcript has 3 exons. The coding region runs from base 1 to 1953 and encodes 650 amino acids.